Messenger RNA from Pogoniulus pusillus (Red-fronted tinkerbird), 2717 nucleotides. RefSeq names its product signal peptide peptidase like 3 (gene SPPL3). The transcript is spliced from 11 exons. Gene Ontology annotation, biological process: membrane protein proteolysis. Bases 341 to 1501 code for a protein of 386 amino acids. Gene Ontology annotation, molecular function: aspartic endopeptidase activity, intramembrane cleaving. Gene Ontology annotation, cellular component: lumenal side of endoplasmic reticulum membrane; Golgi-associated vesicle membrane; cytoplasmic side of endoplasmic reticulum membrane. The record is from RefSeq and is a predicted model, not a curated record. NCBI's taxonomy places the organism in Eukaryota, Metazoa, Chordata, Aves, Piciformes, Lybiidae.
CCCGCCCCCGCCCCGCCCCUCGCCGCUGCCGCCUCGUCGGCCAUGAGGCCCAUCCGCCAACGGCGCCCUAGCGCGGCGUUGCAUUGCGACUGCUGAGCCUCCGCCCUUCCCGCCACCACCAUCGCCCUCUUCGCCAUCCCCUCCCCGCCCGGGCGAGGACCCCCCCUUCGCUACCCUCCCUUCUCACAGCCGUCGCCAUGUUGGGCCGGGAGCCGCAGCGGGGCCGCCACUGAGCCCCGGAGCCUGCGAGGCGGAGGAGGAGGCGGAGGAGGAGGCGGAGGAGGAGCCCGGGGCCUGGCCGCCCUGCACAGCCCAGCCGGCCGGCCGCCCAGCCGCAGCCAUGGCGGAGCAGACCUACUCCUGGGCAUACUCCCUUGUGGAUUCCAGUCAAGUGUCUACCUUCCUGAUUUCUAUUCUCCUCAUAGUCUACGGCAGUUUCAGGUCUCUUAACAUGGACUUUGAGAAUCAAGACAAAGAGAAAGACAGCAGCAGCACAGCCGGGUCCUUCAAUGGCAACAGCACCAAUAACAGUAAGGGUAUUCAAACCAUCGAUUCUACCCAGGCGCUGUUCCUGCCCAUCGGCGCCUCUGUGUCUCUCCUGGUCAUGUUCUUCUUCUUUGACUCCGUUCAGGUUGUCUUUACAAUAUGCACAGCAGUCCUUGCCACAAUAGCUUUUGCUUUCCUGCUGCUCCCGAUGUGCCAGUACUUGACACGGCCUUGCUCACCGCAGAACAAGAUUUCCUUUGGCUGCUGUGGGCGGUUCACUGCUGCUGAGCUGCUCUCAUUUUCUCUCUCUGUGAUGCUUGUCCUUAUCUGGGUCCUAACUGGCCACUGGCUCCUCAUGGAUGCUCUGGCUAUGGGCCUGUGUGUUGCAAUGAUAGCCUUUGUUCGGCUGCCCAGCCUGAAGGUUUCCUGCUUGUUGCUCUCUGGGUUACUAAUUUAUGAUGUCUUUUGGGUGUUUUUCUCUGCCUACAUCUUCAACAGCAAUGUCAUGGUGAAAGUGGCUACCCAGCCAGCUGAUAACCCCCUGGAUGUUCUAUCCCGGAAGCUCCACCUGGGACCAAACGUGGGCAGAGACGUUCCACGCCUGUCGCUGCCGGGCAAGCUCGUCUUUCCAAGUUCCACAGGCAGCCACUUCUCCAUGCUGGGCAUCGGGGACAUCGUGAUGCCAGGCCUCCUGCUCUGCUUCGUGCUGCGCUACGACAACUACAAGAAGCAGGCCAGCAGCGACUCCUGCGGCACCCCGGGGCCGGGAAACAUCUCUGGGCGGAUGCAGAAGGUCUCCUACUUCCACUGCACACUCAUUGGGUAUUUUGUAGGUCUAUUAACUGCCACCGUGGCAUCCCGCAUCCACCGGGCAGCCCAGCCUGCCCUCCUCUACCUGGUACCCUUCACUUUAUUGCCGCUGCUCACCAUGGCCUAUUUAAAGGGCGAUCUACGUCGCAUGUGGUCUGAGCCUUUCCACUCCAAGUCUAGCAGCUCCCGUUUCCUGGAAGUAUGAUGGCACAGAGAGGAAGUGACCUGAACUUCUGCCUUGGUCCUUUAACUAACUUGUGGCUUUGUCGUCUCCUCAAGCUGGACUGGCUGGUACUUGGGAAGGUACCAAUUACAGGACUCAUAUGAAAGGACUUGGUGUUAAACAGUAGGGAAGGAAAGAAAGGCUAAGAUCUGGAGCUCCAAGUGGCUCUGUGGCUCCCUGCAGACGUGGACCUGGGGACCCUUUGUGCAACUGCAGCCACUUUCCUCCUUUCCUCACUCGGAUGGAAUAGCACCAGACUUACCUUUGUGAGGGAGGAAGAGACAGACUGGAGACUGAGAACGGCUUGGAGUUGUUCCACACCUUGCAAACACUAAAAAUAAACAACAGUUGAGCAAACUGAAGCUUCUUCAGAGAACCCGUUAUGGACACUGGGACCAGUUUCCUGCUGGACUUCGGUUCUGAACUGAGACAGAAAAGUCUUCUGUCACCAUACUAGGUUUUUUUGAGCUAUUAAAUAUUUCCUGUGGUGUGAGGUUACUUAUUAAAUCCACAGACAUUGAGUGACUUCUUGCAGUAUACAUAUGAAGAAUUGUUGUACUGAGUUCCAUUUCCACCCAGGUGUCAUGGUGCAGUGACAAAGGGCACGGUUUUUAUACAGCUAUAUAUCCCUAGAGAGGUAGCUCCCAACACACGCGAAGGAAGCCUGCUAAGAUCAUGCUGUGUAGCAGACAGGGGCUUGCUGUAAUUUCUAGCAUGUAGAGCAGUGUACUCUGGCUUUCUUGUAUAUGGAUCUACAAUGAGCUGCUGUUUCCCCCCUCUCCUACCACUAAACCUGCAGUUUAAACCCAAGUGUAGUGUUUGUACUGGUUGUACUCAUGGACCUUAGGGGAUACUUGAUUUUGAUCAAUGUAGCAAACUAGGGAGGAAAAAAAAGCUCGAAGUCAGCCUUGUUGGUUUGGGAGGGUGGGGAGGGUCCUUCUGUUGUUUUCUUCUUUCUUUUCUUUUCUCUGAACAGCUCCCUCACAGGUUUUCCGUAGUCCCUGCCCCAUGCAUGUAUGAUAGCAGCAGUUGUCUUUGUGCUUUCUGAUCAUAGUAAUGUAUCACUUGUAAAUACAUUUUUUCUAUUUUCUAUUUUUUUGUAUUUUUGCAUUUUGUUUCAGUAGUGUGCUGUAUCCUCCAUGCCCCUGCCCCUUCGAGAAAAAAAAAGGAACAAGAACAAGAAAAGUCCUUUCCUGUC